AGCAGCAGCAGAAACAGCAGCAGAAACAGCGGCUGCAGUUGCAGUGAUGAUCAUCAUGAGCAGCAGCAACAACAAUAACCGCCUGUGUGCUUCACACCUGCUCACAAUAAGCUGUUGAUUCCCUACUUGGACUUGGAUUUGGAUCCUGCACGCACACCCUCUCUUUUUUGUCUCCCCUCCUGUCCACGCUCUGCACAAGACGCACCGGAGCGUGGAACACACAGCAUCUGUCGCUCAGAUCCCGUGGGGGGGUGGAGGAGGAUGUUGUGAGGCGGUGUCGUUAUCGCUGCAUGGCACUGGAUUUGUUUGAGCGACUUCCAUGACGCGCCAGGACGCACCGAUGGAGGAUUCUGGACUCCUUUUGAAACCGCGGUUAUCUGCGGGACUGCAGCGGCCGGUGUGUGAUGCGAACUGAGCCGUGGGUGGCGUAGACCCCCCUCUCCUCUCCUUUCCUCUCCUCUCCUCUCUUCUCCUCUCCCCGCACCCCCCCACCCCCCAAAAUCGCCUUAUCAGCGAACUCUCUCCCUCCGAGCGGGACGCACAGCCUUGUUUCACUCCACCGAGUGAAGAUGUCCCGGGCCGCGGCCAUCGCCAGCUCCCUGAUCCGCCAGAAGCGGCAGGCGAGGGAGCGGGAGAAGGCGAACGCGUGCCGCGGCAGCGGCAGCCCGAGCAACAGCAAAGGCGCAAACGACAAGCCGAGCAAGCUGAACGUUUUCUCGCGCGUCAAAUUGUUUGGAUCGAGGAAGAAACGGAAGAGAAGGCGACCACCAGAGCCCCAGUUAAAGGGCAUUGUGACCAGGCUUUCCAGUCGCCAGGGCUUCCAGCUGCAGAUGCAGCCCGAUGGCACCAUCGAUGGAACCAAGGACGAGGACAGCACUUAUGCUGUGUUCAACCUGAUUCCAGUGGGGCUUCGUGUGGUGGCCAUCCAGGGGGUCCAGACCAAACUCUACCUGGCAAUGAACAACGAAGGCUUUCUCUACACCUCUGAACAUUUUACUCCCGAGUGUAAGUUCAAGGAGUCUGUGUUCGAGAACUACUACGUCACCUACUCCUCCAUGCUGUACCGGCAGCAGGCCUCGGGCCGGGCCUGGUACCUGGGGCUCAACAAGGAGGGCGGGAUCAUGAAGGGCAACCAUGUGAAGAAGAACAAGGCCGCUGCACACUUUAUACCCAAACCACUCAAAGUGGCCAUGUACAGAGAGCCCUCCCUCCAUGACCUGACAGAACUCUCGCGCUCAGGCAGCGGCACGCCGACCAAGAGUCGCAGCGCUUCAGCCCUGCUCAACGGCGGAGGGAAGUCACCCAGCAACAAUGACUUAUCCUAGCCCCCCACACACACACACACACACACACACACACACACACACACACACACAC
Messenger RNA from Solea senegalensis (Senegalese sole), 1377 nucleotides. RefSeq names its product fibroblast growth factor 13b (gene fgf13b). Gene Ontology annotation, cellular component: cytoplasm. Lineage: Eukaryota; Metazoa; Chordata; Actinopteri; Pleuronectiformes; Soleidae. The transcript has 5 exons. The coding region runs from base 570 to 1325 and encodes 251 amino acids. Gene Ontology annotation, molecular function: fibroblast growth factor receptor binding; growth factor activity. Gene Ontology annotation, biological process: cell differentiation; animal organ morphogenesis; positive regulation of cell population proliferation. The record is from RefSeq and is a predicted model, not a curated record.